Leptosia nina is the source of this 912-nucleotide messenger RNA. Lineage: Eukaryota; Metazoa; Arthropoda; Insecta; Lepidoptera; Pieridae. The record is from the annotation of a GenBank genome assembly.
AUGUGGGCGGCGGAGUUCACCUGUGUCUUCAUACUUUUCGGUGUGACAGCCGGUGGUGGAGGCUGGGAGCCUCUGGGGCAGCCUUACUUCGAUAAUAGUACGAAACGUGAGGCCACGGCCGCAGUGGGACAGCCGGCCUAUCUACAUUGUAGAGUUCGGAACCUCGCUGACCGAGCGGUAUCGUGGAUACGUAAGCGGGACCUCCACAUACUUACAGUCGGGGUGCACACAUACAGCAGCGAUGCGCGGUUUGCUGCCCUUCACGCGGACGGCUCGGAUGAGUGGACCCUCCGGGUUUCACCUGCGCAGCCUCGCGAUUCCGGGGUCUACGAAUGUCAAGUGUCCACGGAGCCUAAAAUUAGCUUAUCUUUUCGUCUCACUGUUGUCGUGUCGAAAGCAGAAAUCCUAUCAGGACCAGAGCUAUUCGUCAGGGCGGGUUCGGACAUCAAUCUAACUUGCGUCGCGAAACACGCCCCGGAUCCGCCGAGCUUUAUCUACUGGUAUCGAGGCGAACAAGUUGUAAACUACGCUCAACGUGGAGGCAUCAGCGUGGAAACAGAACAACGAACGCGAACCAGCCGAUUGCUGAUAGCCCGCGCAGCUCCUCACGAUUCUGGCAACUACACCUGCGCUCCUAGUAGCUCUGAAUCAGCAUCAGUAAUCGUUCACGUGCUAAGCGGGGAGCGACCUGCGGCUAUGCAGAGUUCCAGUACAUUAUCAUCCAACCUGAACCCUCUCCUCUUAAGCAUAAUAUCCUCAUUUACUCUACAUCAGAACAUGUACACUAGCAACACACCCGAAAUCUUUUAUUACCUAACUAACUUCGCCACUUUAAGCUACAUUUUCUUGAGUCAAACUAUCUCUAUUUUUCUACGAAACACGUGCGGUUGUAUCCUCAAAAAUUCAAGAUGA